GCCGAAUUAACCUCUUUUCCUCCGUAUGCCCAUAGCUGUGUGUUUCCUCUGAGUUGUGCUUAGAAAGCUGGUCAGCCAGGCUUUUAGCUGCGCUGCAGCCGUUGUCGAAGCAGUAGUGAGUGUGGCCGGCCUCUGCAGGUCACCAGGCGGGUUAGAUUUCAGUCUGUGUUCGGUCAGCGGGAAAGCUUUUCCUAGGAGGUAGCCAGAACCUUGAAGCGCGAGAGGCAGCUUCUGGCACCCAAGCGGUCUCACUCGUCUUUGCCUCCUUUACCCCGUGAUCACCAUUCCAGAUUGAAAUCAUGGCAGGUCCAGAAACUGAUCCUGAGUUCCAAUUCACUGGUUUUAAAAAAUAUUUCAACUCUUAUACUCUCACAGGUAGAAUGAAUUGUGUACUGGCCACAUACGGGAGCAUUGCUUUGAUUGUCCUGUACUUCAAGUUAAGGUCUAAAAAAACUCCCGCUGUGAAAGCAACAUAAAUGGACUUAAAACUGUCAGAACUUCAACUGCUAAGUUCUCAUGCCUGGAGAAGAUAAUAUCAACUCUUCAUGUGAUAGUCAAUUCGUACAAUAAAUUAUGAACCUGGAAAA
Messenger RNA from Loxodonta africana (African savanna elephant), 587 nucleotides. It is a transcript of the gene ATP5MK, whose product is annotated as ATP synthase membrane subunit k. The record is from RefSeq and is a predicted model, not a curated record. The transcript is spliced from 4 exons. Bases 300 to 476 code for a protein of 58 amino acids. NCBI's taxonomy places the organism in Eukaryota, Metazoa, Chordata, Mammalia, Proboscidea, Elephantidae.